AUGGAGAGAAUCAUGAAAGCACAAGCCCUUAGAGACCCGACAACUUCAAUGUAUAUGCAAUCUAAGAAAACAAUGGAAAUCAACCCAAAUCAUUCAAUAAUAGUCAAGCUAAAAGAAAAAAGCGAUCAAGAUAAGUCAGAUAAGACUGUAAAAGACCUGAUUUGGCUGCUCUUUGAAACUUCUCUGCUGACUUCUGGGUUUAGCUUAGACGAGCCUAAUGUUUUUGCCAAUAGAAUACAUAGAAUGAUAAAACUUGGGCUGAGCAUUGAAGAUGUAGACAUGGAGCCAGUAGAAGAGCUGCCACCUUUGGAAGAAACGACUAAUUCAAAUAUGGAUGAAGUUGAUUAA
Blepharisma stoltei is the source of this 348-nucleotide messenger RNA. The record is from the annotation of a GenBank genome assembly. Lineage: Eukaryota; Ciliophora; Heterotrichea; Heterotrichida; Blepharismidae.